Messenger RNA from Alligator mississippiensis (American alligator), 3727 nucleotides. RefSeq names its product phosphofructokinase, muscle (gene PFKM). The record is from RefSeq and is a predicted model, not a curated record. NCBI's taxonomy places the organism in Eukaryota, Metazoa, Chordata, Crocodylia, Alligatoridae. Gene Ontology annotation, molecular function: identical protein binding; AMP binding; ATP binding. The transcript is spliced from 23 exons. Bases 760 to 3285 code for a protein of 841 amino acids. Gene Ontology annotation, biological process: fructose 6-phosphate metabolic process; canonical glycolysis; fructose 1,6-bisphosphate metabolic process. Gene Ontology annotation, cellular component: 6-phosphofructokinase complex; cytoplasm; membrane.
UUCUACUAGUGGUUUUCAUUGAAACUGGUCACGUGCAGAGGCCCCUUGUCCUGCACUUGUGCUCCUGCCUGAAGGGACUCUUAACCGGGGCGCCUGGCACCUAGGGGUGCCUUGAGAUCCUUGCAGGGGCGCUGCCAAGCACCGAGCGGUGCUGGCGCUGCUAGGUGUGCAAAUAGGAUCUGCAAGAGAAGCCUGUAAAGUUCAAAUCGUGUUGGGCUUCCUGCGUUCUUCGCAACCAAACGCUGCUCUUUGGCUUUUCUGGAGGGCGAAACAGUGGAAACGAAGAGCUGGCGUUUGCCCAGGGAUGUCACGAGUUUAAAAAAGGCCGAGAACCGCUGGUUUGAGGCACUUUCAGCCACUUUCAGCUGUGCCUUGCCUGACUGGUCGUGCUGGUUAGAGCAACCUUGAGGCUGCUCUAUGCUCUGCUUCCUGGAAAAGCAGCCAGGACCCCCUUUCAGCACGCUCCACCCUCACCCCGUGCGCCACGCAGCAGCGGUGGAAGGGAUGUAGACCCCUGCGAUGGUUGUCUGCUGGCCAUGGAGGGGAUCCAGGCCAGGAUGCGUUGCUAUCUAGCAUAGGGCGUUUCUGUGCCGGCAGACUGGCACCUAGAGGCCUUCAGCAUAGGGCAUAGGGCCCUGUUCCUUUAAAAUCAAUUUGCAAGGCAAUCCAACUCAACCCCUCCAAGGUAAGGCCGUGCCCUUUAUAUCUGCCAAUGAGGCAGCAGGAAGGCAGAGGCAGCUGCUGCAGCGGGCUGAGCUCAUGUCUAUAAAUACCAGGCUGGAGAGCUGGCCCUUUCUGGUCAUGUGGGCUCCCCUGAACUUCACACUCCUUUGGUCCAAACUCUUCCUUUCUGCGUCGCUUGCUUUUGCCGCCGUUUUCUUUUUCCUCACCUUCUUCCCCUUUUCCCAGAAAAGGAAGGAGCUGCCAGCUAAGAAAAAGAUGCAGCCACAAGAAAGAAACGAGCACACGUACAGCCUGGGGACCGGGAAGGCCAUCGCCGUGCUGACCUCAGGAGGAGAUGCUCAGGGCAUGAAUGCAGCUGUCCGGGCCGUAGUCCGAGUGGGCAUCUACACAGGCGCCAAGGUCUAUUUUGUUCAUGAGGGUUACCAGGGGCUGGUCGAUGGAGGUAACAACAUCAAGGAGGCCACAUGGGAGAGCGUGUCAAUGAUGCUGCAGCUGGGUGGCACCGUGAUCGGGAGUGCCCGGUGCCAGGAUUUCCGCACACGCGAAGGCCGCCUCAAAGCUGCUUGCAACCUGGUGAAGAGAGGCGUCACCAACCUGUGCGUCAUCGGUGGCGACGGCAGCCUCACUGGAGCUGACACCUUCCGGGCCGAGUGGAGUGGCUUGCUGGCAGACUUGGUGAAGACAGGUGGCAUCACGGCGGACGAGGCGAAGAAGUCCAGUUUCCUAAACAUUGUGGGCAUGGUCGGGUCCAUCGACAAUGACUUCUGUGGCACUGAUAUGACCAUCGGCACCGACUCUGCCCUGCACCGCAUCAUGGAGAUCGUGGAUGCCAUCACUACCACAGCCCAGAGCCACCAGCGGACAUUCGUGCUAGAGGUGAUGGGCCGGCACUGCGGCUACCUGGCUCUGGUGACCUCUCUGGCCUGCGGCGCUGACUGGGUGUUCAUCCCUGAGUCUCCCCCUGAGGAUGACUGGGAGGAACACUUGUGCAGGAGGCUCACUGAGACCAGAGGCCGGGGGUCACGGCUGAACAUCAUCAUUGUGGCUGAAGGUGCCAUCGACAAGCAUGGGAAGGCCAUCACUUCAGAGGACAUCAAGAGUCUGGUGGUGAAGCGCCUGGGCUAUGACACGAGAGUCACCAUCCUCGGACACGUGCAGCGUGGCGGGACACCCUCCGCCUUCGACCGCAUCCUGGGGAGCCGGAUGGGGGUAGAAGCUGUCAUGGCCUUGCUGGAGGGGACUCCCGACAGCCCAGCGUGCGUUGUCAGCCUGUCCGGCAACCAGGCUGUCCGCCUGCCGCUCAUGGAGUGCGUCCAGGUGACCAAAGACGUCACGACUGCGAUGAAAGAGGGCCGGUUCGAUGAUGCCGUCAAGCUGAGGGGAAGGAGUUUCCAGAACAACUGGAACGUGUACAAGCUGCUGGCCCAUGUGCGCCCACCCUCCACCAAGAGCGGUUAUAACUUGGCUGUGCUGAAUGUCGGUGCCCCAGCUGCUGGCAUGAAUGCGGCUGUGAGAUCGACCGUCAGGAUUGGGAUCAUCCACGGGCACAGGAUGCUGGCGGUGCACGACGGGUUCGAGGGGCUCGCGGAAGGAAAGGUGGAGGAGAUCGGAUGGGCAGGCGUCGGCGGCUGGACUGGGCUGGGCGGAUCAAAGCUUGGGACAAAAAGGACCCUGCCUAAGAAAUACUUUGAGCAGAUCAGUGCAACCAUCAGUGAUUUCAGCAUCCAUGGGCUGAUCAUCAUCGGGGGCUUUGAGGCUUUCACCGGGAGCCUGGAGAUGAUUGAUGGCCGGGCCAAGUUCGAGGAGCUGUGCAUCCCUAUCUGUGUGAUUCCAGCCACUGUGUCCAACAACGUCCCUGGCUCCGACUUCAGUAUUGGUGCGGACACUGCCCUCAACACCAUUACCAUGACCUGUGAUCGGAUCAAGCAAUCUGCAGCCGGCACCAAGCGGCGGGUCUUCAUCAUCGAGACCAUGGGAGGUUACUGUGGCUACCUGGCCACCAUGGCUGGCCUGGCCGCUGGCGCUGAUGCAGCUUAUAUCUAUGAAGAUCCCUUCACUAUCCGGGACUUACAGAUCAACGUGGAGCACUUGACUGAGAAGAUGAAGACCACGGUCAAGAGAGGCCUGGUGUUGAGGAAUGAGAAGUGCAACGACAACUACACCACGGAUUUCAUCUUCAACUUGUACUCGGAGGAAGGCAAGGGCAUCUUUGACAGCAGGAAGAAUGUGCUGGGACACAUGCAGCAGGGCGGGACCCCAACACCCUUUGACAGGAACUUUGGCACUAAAAUGGGCACGAAGGCCGUGGCCUGGAUCACUGGGAAGAUCAAGGAGUGCUCCCGGCAUGGGCGCAUCUUUGCAAACACCGCGGAUUCAGCCUGUCUCCUGGGCAUGCGUCGACGGAGCCUUGUCUUCCAGCCACUCGCUGAACUCAAAGAGCAGACAGACUUUGACCAUCGCCUCCCCAAAGAGCAGUGGUGGCUCAAGCUUCGUCCCAUCUUGAAGAUCCUGGCCAAAUACAAGAUUGACUUGGAUACCUCAGAGAAAGCUCACUUGGAACACAUCACGCGCAAGAGAGUAUCCAUGGAGUCCAACAUCUAAGCAGGCUGAGGGGAAGCUACACAGCAGGAACACCUGGAGAUCUUGCAUUUUGUUUUUUUUUCAUUGCUUCAGGGACCUCUGAAAUAAAUUCUUGCUCACUUCCCCACCUCUGCAGGCAACAGCCUUGCUUAUAGGUAGGAGAGACUGCCACAACCACGUGUGCAAAGGGAAACAACGGAGACAGCAUCACACCCCAGUAGAUACAGAUGCCUGGAUUUAUUGGUUGUAGAGCAAUUGUGACACAGUUCCUGGUGCUGAUUUAUAGCUUCUCCUGCAUGAUUGAAAUGGAUGUUCAGGCUUUUAUUUUUAUAUAUCCAAGUUAAUCUUCCUAAAACACUACAAGUAAUUUGUUUUACUGUUCUGAAAACACACCGUGUUUCUCAACUGCCUCCUGUUACAGCUGGAGUCUGAAGUGACACAAAAAUAAAUGCUACAGGUAGAA